CGAGCUAUGUCGGCUACUUCAACGAUGAUGCCGAAGGCGACGAUGGUGAUGGCGAUGGUGGUGAUGAUGGCGAUGCUGGUCCAAGCCAGGAUGCCCAGGAAUGAAGAAGACAGGAGGAAAAUGGAGGAGAGCUUGCGCGCUCAGAGAGACAACGGCGUGCAUGUUUACUAUGUUCUGGUCAAGCGCCCGGAAAGUGGAGCCAACACCUUGGAACGCACCCGUGAGAUUGCUGGAAAGUUUCAGCAGAGAAUCGCAAAAGACACUCAUGUUGCUGUCCAUGCAGCCUCCAAGGAUAAGAUUGUUGUCAAGGUUCAGGGCGAUGAGAAACUGGCCAACGAGAUUGUUUCUGCUGUUGAGGCCUUCCCUGAAGCUGGCAUUGUAGAGAAGAGGCCUAUCUACAGGACGCUCGGAGACCAGUCAAGGUUCGGAGGAGGAAGGCGCAUGGGAGUUCCCAAGCCGGAGACCGCAACAAUGUAGAUAAGAGGAAGGAUGAAAGGAAGGACCAAGUGAGAAGUUAGCCUUCUCUUCAGUAUGUUGAGAGUUUGUCAGAUUUGCGUGUUUGUUUUAACGAUUGCAAACUUGUCAAGCAA
This is a messenger RNA of Guillardia theta CCMP2712, 590 nucleotides long. RefSeq lists its product as hypothetical. The transcript has 2 exons. The record is from RefSeq and is a predicted model, not a curated record. Bases 25 to 477 code for a protein of 150 amino acids. Lineage: Eukaryota; Cryptophyceae; Pyrenomonadales; Geminigeraceae.